This is a messenger RNA of Lolium rigidum, 2295 nucleotides long. Its product is annotated as CDPK-related kinase 3-like. The record is from RefSeq and is a predicted model, not a curated record. Gene Ontology annotation, cellular component: nucleus; cytoplasm. The coding region runs from base 174 to 2048 and encodes 624 amino acids. NCBI's taxonomy places the organism in Eukaryota, Viridiplantae, Streptophyta, Magnoliopsida, Poales, Poaceae. Gene Ontology annotation, biological process: intracellular signal transduction; peptidyl-serine phosphorylation; protein autophosphorylation. The transcript has 11 exons. Gene Ontology annotation, molecular function: calmodulin binding; calcium-dependent protein serine/threonine kinase activity; calcium/calmodulin-dependent protein kinase activity.
UACCAGCGCGCCAGCCUCCUUUCCAUUUCUUGUCUCUUCUCUUCUCCCACCAUUAAUACUCGCCUCGCCUCGCUCCUCCAUCUCGCCUAUAAAUCCCAACCCCUCCUCCUCCCCCUGCACCAAACCCCGCCGCAUUCUUGCCAGCGCCUCCGGUGAUCAGCGCCGGGGGAGCCAUGGGACAGUGCUACGCCAAGAACGUACACGCCGACGGGGAUGAGGCCCUGGGGACGACCACCAUCUCGGUGUCCGCCGCGGCCGGGCAGGAGGCGGCCGCCGGUGAGACGGCCACGGCCGGAGGGGUAGGGAGGAGGAGCGUCAGGCCGUCGCCGGCGGGCACGCCGCGGAGGGGUAGGGCCGGGGCCACGCCGGCCAGGACUUCCGCGGCGGGGAGCCCCUGGGCGGCCAGCCCGCUCCCCGAGGGCAUCGCGCCGUCGCCGGCCACGUCCGCGUCCACGCCCAGGCGCUUCUUCCGCCGCCCCUUCCCUCCGCCGUCCCCGGCCAAGCACAUCAAGGCGUCGCUGGCGCGCCGCCUCGGCCGCCGCUCCCCGGCCGCUGCCGCUGCCGGGGCCAAGCCGCCGGCCGAGGCCCCGAUCCCGGAGCACGGGGCCGGCGCCGGAGGGGAGGCGGACAGGGACCUCGACAAGAGCUUCGGCUACGACCGCAGCUUCGCGGCCAAGUACGAGCUCGGCAAGGAGGUGGGUCGCGGCCACUUCGGCCACACCUGUCUUGCGCGUGCCCGCAGGGGGGACAUGAGAGGCCAGGUCCUAGCUGUCAAGGUCAUCUCAAAAGCCAAGAUGUCAACAGCAAUAUCGAUUGAGGAUGUGCGCAGAGAGGUGAAAAUUCUGAAGGCUUUAUCUGGACAUUCGAAUCUUGUCAAAUUUUAUGAUGCAUGUGAGGAUGGACUUAACGUCUACAUCAUCAUGGAGUUGUGUGAAGGUGGGGAGUUAUUGGACAGAAUUUUGGCAAGAGGUGGGAGGUACCCUGAGGAAGAUGCUAAAGUUAUCAUUGAACAAAUAUUAAGUGUAGUUGCUUUCUGCCAUCUUCAGGGUGUUGUUCAUCGUGAUCUUAAGCCAGAGAAUUUUCUAUUCAGCACCAGAGAUGAACAUGCUCCUAUGAAGCUCAUCGAUUUUGGCCUCUCUGACUUUAUAAGGCCAGAUGAAAGGCUGAAUGAUAUUGUUGGUAGUGCAUACUAUGUUGCUCCAGAAGUCUUACAUAGGUCAUAUAGCACAGAAGCAGACAUGUGGAGUAUAGGUGUUAUCACUUAUAUCUUGCUGUGUGGUAGCAGACCAUUUUGGGCACGAACUGAAUCAGGAAUUUUCCGCUCAGUGCUGAGAGCUGAUCCUAAUUUUGAUGAUUCACCAUGGGCAUCAAUAUCUCCUGAAGCUAAAGACUUUGUCAAAAGACUUCUUAACAAGGAUUACAGAAAAAGAAUGACUGCUGCACAGGCACUCUCUCACACCUGGUUGCGAGAAGAUGAGUCCCGCCCAAUCCCUCUGGAUAUGUUAGUUUUUAAGCUGGUUAAGGCCUAUCUUCGUUCCACGCCUUUCAAACGGGCAGCAUUAAAGGCUCUGUCUAGAGCAAUAACAGAAGAUGAGCUUAUCUACAUCAGAACACAAUACAACUUGUUACAACCAAGUAGCAAGGACGGCCGAAUAUGUAUUGAGAACUUCAGGAUGGCUCUUCUACAAAACUCUACUGACGCUAUGAAAGAAUCUAGAGCUCUUGAUAUCUUAAGUGCGCUGGAGCCGCUUGCAUAUAGGAGAAUGGACUUUGAGGAGUUCCUUGCAGCUACAGUCAGCCCUUACCAACUUGAGGCUUCACCAAGGUGGGAAGAAAUUGCGAGCACCGCAUUUGAGUGCUUCGAGCAGGAAGGCAACCGUGUCAUCACAAUUGAGGAGCUAGCACAGGAGAUGAAUCUUUCUUCUGCAGCGUAUUCUAUCGUCCGCGACUGGAUUAGACCAUCAGAUGGAAUGCUUAGCUUUAUAGGCUACACCAAAUUUUUGCAUGGAUUAACUAUGCGGAGCAGCAACGUGAGGCGGCAACACUAAUCUGUUUCGCCCCAGUUACUUAGAUUGCUUCCAUUGUUUCAUUCAUGGGGAGUUUGAUGGAUGUUGUUUUUUCUCUCUUUUUGGCGGCUUAGCUUUUGUAGAGAAAAAGAAAAGGAAACAGAAAAUGGAAGUUCAUAAUGGAGUUUUAGAAGCAAAAAAUGUGUUUUUGCCUCAUUUUAUACAUCUUGGUGCUGUUACAUCAUUCUUAAUAUUGCUUAUACAUGGGCGCUGUACAGUUGGCUCAUCA